This is a messenger RNA of Mytilus californianus (California mussel), 2563 nucleotides long. Its product is annotated as barrier-to-autointegration factor-like. NCBI's taxonomy places the organism in Eukaryota, Metazoa, Mollusca, Bivalvia, Mytilida, Mytilidae. Bases 143 to 415 code for a protein of 90 amino acids. The record is from RefSeq and is a predicted model, not a curated record. The transcript has 3 exons. Gene Ontology annotation, molecular function: DNA binding.
AUAGUCGGAAAGACACUUCUGAUUCAAGUCACCUUUAUACAUUGUCUACUUGUGAAAGCGCCAAUAUUUCCUGAAAACGAAACUCGAUAAAACAGUACAUACAGAUAUUCAUCUUUUAUUUGAAAAAUUCCAACACAACAAAAUGUCGUCAACUUCUCAAAAACAUAGAAAUUUUGUAAUGGAGCCUAUGGGUGAUAAACCUGUAACAGAGCUCGCAGGGAUUGGUGAAGUUCUUGGUGGUAGACUCUCAGAGUCAGGCUUUGAUUGUGCCUAUGUUGUCUUGGGGCAGUUUUUGGUGUUGAAAAAAGAUGAAGAUAUGUUUAAAGAUUGGCUGAAAGAUUUGAUUGGAGCCAAUUCCAAACAACAGAAUGACUGCUAUCAAUGUUUGAAAGAGUGGUGUGACCAAUUCUUAUGAACAUAUUAUCUAAAUAAAAAUGUAAACAUUUUAUUAUCCUAUAAAUGUGGAGCCUUUUAUCAUCUUGAAAGUGUUUUAUUGAUCAGCAUUUAACAUAUCAUUGCUAAUCACAUGAGGACAUUUAUUAUAUACAAAUAUUCUGAUUUAACAUGUUUAAGAAUUGAAAAUAAUAUGUAAAUUUUUCAAAAUGUUAUUAAUAAUUCAAUAACUCUAUCUGAGUGACAAAGUAGUUUAUAAUAUAUGCAUGUUUAAUUUUUUCCAUGAAUUUUAGAAAAACAUCAUAUUCACUUUAGAGACAUCAGGCCUGCAAGAAAGACUACAGUUCAAGUCAAUGUCAAAUGUGUUUGUGAUGAUCUUAGCUUAGUCAAUGAAUAAGUAUGAAUAAAAAAAAUGUCAAAUAUGUUUGGUUUUGUUAAGCUAAACCUUCAAAGUAAGAUAAUUUGUAACAAAGUCCUUCAAAUUUUGAGCUUUUUAUUUAUAAAAGGAUGUAGCCUUGUGCGUCCUCAUGUCUAAAACGGUUGUCUUGAAUCUACAAUGUAGCUGAUCUAUUUGUUUUAUGUAAAAGUAGCUUUCAAAAUAUAUACACUAAUUGUUUCAUUUUCAUCAAAUAAUUUAUUAAUGUUUAUACAACAAUGUAGCCACACUUGGAACAAAACAACCCUAUGUUAUUUAUACAACACAAGUGUGAAGAAUUUGAUUUGAAUUUAUUGUUGUAACUAUUGCAUUACUAUGGAUUCAUUAUUAUCCAUAGGAUACCAAUUUUCGUGGAUUAAGGUGAACCAAUAAUUUAAAUGUUCAAUGAAGUACAAAAUUAAAUAGACUUGCAUGCAAGAUUUGGCAAAACCACAAAAUUAAAUAUCAAUGAAAAUACAGUUCUUCCUCAAUCCACGGAAACAAAUGAAUCCAUGGAAAUAAAUGAAUCCACAGAAAUAAAUGAAUCCACAGUAUUUCAUUUUAGAAGGGAUGGCAAGUUUUAGUGGUGGUAGGAAGCAUCCUAAAGAUAUUGUUAACUGUGUUAUUUAUUAUAUUCAUUUUGCCUUAGGCCAAAUAAAUGAAAAUAAGCUUCUCAGUGCCUCCCUCGGCUACUCAAAACCUGCUUCAUGUCUGGUUUUAUUUUGGAAGAAAGAGUUAAGUGGUGAUUGAAACUUGCUGGUCGAACUUUCAGUUUUAUGAAUGAAAUUUAGAAAAUGUACUUUAAAAUUUUCAAAUUUGGCCUAAGCAGCUAAUUAAACAUUUAUUUAUACACGUAUAGCAAUGUUUUUAUGUCCUUAUAUCAUGUAUAUAAUUGAAAUGUAUACACAAGAAUUCCACCAGUUAUACAUAUUAGCUUACAUUUAUAAAUGUGCAAGUUUGGUUGUUUUUUCUUUUUUUUUGACAUUGUUACUUUUUCAAAAUGUGAAUACAAUGAUGUAUGUUUUUCCAAGUCUAAUUGUUGAAAACUUAAAAAAAAAAAAUAAUAAAGUCACAAAGUAAUGUACCAAGUGUGACUUUUAAAUACUAAAACUUUAUCUGCUAAGGAGGAAGUGCCAAUUUCCCUUCUAUUUGUUCCAUUCACAGACAGGCUCAAAACCUUAAAGCUGUAAAACCAAAUGGUAUCAGAGUUUAUAUAAUAUUCAUAGAUUAAAUGUAUUUUGUUAUACAAUGUAAUGAUGUUGUACAGAAAAAAAUAUUCAAAGUAUUUUAUUUGUUUAUUUUGCAAUCUUUUUGUUGUUAACGUAGGUGUAAUUCUUACCUUUAGUAGUUGUUACCUUUUUUUAAUUUUUGGUGCACAAAAUGACUUUUAAUUGAUAAAAAAAUAUACAUAUGCAACUUUGUACUUGCCUAACAAUGUGCCCAGUUCAAAAGUUCUAUUGUUUUAGUGUAUUAAUGUCAUUUGUAAUUCUUUUAAGCCAAUUACCCCAAAUAUAAUGUAAAUUAAAGAAUUGAUGCAUCCAACUAUUCAGGGGAAAUGUCAAAGUAAACUGAAGUUAAUUAAAUUAGUUCAGAAAGACAACAGUGCAAAGAUGCUGAAGUUAGAUAAAAUUAUUAGUUUGAAUAACUUGAUCUGAACUCGGUCACAUUUGUGACAUUGUAAUUACCAGUACCCAAUGGUGAUGAGAUUAUAUGUAGUUGUAAUUUAUUAGAUAAAUAAAAGCUUUGUUUUAUCUA